AUGGAUGGCCAUAACGAGAGGACCUCUCCAAAAGACGCACCCAGUAACACGGAGAUGCUUUUUGCCCUACUGACACAAAGCGAGGAGCUACGCAAAGAGAUCCCUGUGUGUGCGGGAUGCAACCAGCACAUAGUAGACCGCUUCAUCCUGAAGGUGCUGGACCGACACUGGCACAGCAAGUGCCUCAAGUGCAGCGACUGCCAGUCCCCGCUGGCCGACAAGUGCUUCAGCCGGGGCGACAGCGUCUACUGCAAGGAGGACUUCUUCAAGAGGUUUGGCACCAAGUGCGCAGCGUGCCAGCAGGGUAUCCCGCCGACGCAGGUGGUGCGCCGGGCGCAAGACUUCGUCUAUCACCUGCACUGCUUCGCCUGCAUCGUGUGCAAACGGCAGCUGGCGACAGGGGACGAGUACUACCUGAUGGAGGAUAGCAGACUCGUGUGCAAAGUAGACUACGAAACCGCCAAGCAGAGAGAAGCCGAUUCCACAGCGAAAAGGCCUCGCACCACCAUCACGGCCAAACAACUAGAGACGUUGAAAAACGCCUACAAUAACUCACCCAAACCAGCGAGACACGUGCGGGAGCAGCUGUCAUCAGAAACGGGCUUGGAUAUGCGAGUGGUGCAGGUGUGGUUUCAGAACCGGCGUGCAAAGGAGAAGCGCUUGAAGAAGGAUGCGGGUCGGCAGCGCUGGGGUCAGUACUUCAGGAACAUGAAGCGCUCGCGCGGCAGCUCCAAAUCUGACAAGGACAGCAUUCAGGAGGAGGGACUAGACAGCGACGCAGACGUCUCAUUCACAGACGAGCCUCCGAUGUCCGACCUCAGCCACUCCAACGGGCUCUACGGCAGCCUGAGCGAGGCGUCCCCGGCCAUGGGUCGCCCUGCCGGGCCGCACCCGGGCUCCUUCCCCCUGGAGCAUGGAGGAGUGAUCCAGUCCCAGGAGCCCUACCACGACAUCCGCUCCGGGAGCCCCUACGGCCUGCCCCAGUCCCCAAGCUCGCUUCAGGCCCUGCCCCGCCACCAGGCCCUCAUCUCGGGCCUCGUGUACCCCGACUCCGGCCUGCCCAUGGUGGGCCAGGGGGCGCCAGGGGGCAUGGGCGGACCGGGUAGCCGGCUGCUGGGUGGAGCUAACGGCCCCAGUUCUGACCUGUCGACGGGCAGCAGCGGUGGGUACCCGGACUUCCCAGCCAGCCCUGCUUCCUGGUUGGAUGAGGUGGACCAUGCACAGUUCUGA
Messenger RNA from Engraulis encrasicolus (European anchovy), 1230 nucleotides. It is a transcript of the gene lhx3, whose product is annotated as LIM homeobox 3. The transcript has 6 exons. Gene Ontology annotation, biological process: regulation of transcription by RNA polymerase II; neuron differentiation. Bases 1 to 1230 code for a protein of 409 amino acids. Gene Ontology annotation, cellular component: nucleus. Gene Ontology annotation, molecular function: RNA polymerase II transcription regulatory region sequence-specific DNA binding; DNA-binding transcription factor activity, RNA polymerase II-specific; zinc ion binding. The record is from RefSeq and is a predicted model, not a curated record. NCBI's taxonomy places the organism in Eukaryota, Metazoa, Chordata, Actinopteri, Clupeiformes, Engraulidae.